UGCAGCGAAAGCUGACAUGUCUUCGGGCAAAAGAGAUGGCGAAAAUGGAGGCUUAUGACAGCAAAUUUUGCAGAACUUACAGUCGCAUUUUCGAAGAUUUUGCCUUCAAUGGUUUCCUGUAGCUUACAGGAAGGUGGUGGUUCAGCAUAGAGACAGACCACGAUAUGUGAGGCCAUAUUGCGCUUAAACACUGCUACUGCUGUCGAUGUGUACAUAUUCCUGCCUGAUGUAAAACUAUCGUUGCCACCACUGGAAUUGCCUGGUUUAUCAAAACUGCAGCAUCGGUGAUCCGCCAGAGGUGUUUUGCAACACAUCUCAGCAACUAGUGCCAUAUAUUGGUACACUGAAACUUCUCUUAGUCAUGCUCCCAUAGGCAUGCAGAAAGCAUGAAUCCUGAGAGGCAAAUCUACAUGAAUGCUGCAAUGGCUGGCAGUGACCAAGGCUUGGGCUACACAACUGUGCCUAUGGGAUGGAAUCGUACUAUUUGGGGAGAUGGCUCUGUUGUGUAUGUCAGCCCUAGUGGUCACCUCCUGCACUGUGCAGAAGACUUGCAGCGCUACCUUCUCGCUGAGGGUACCUGCAAGUGUGGACUGGAGUGCCCACUGAUCAUCGACAGGGUCUUCAACUUUAACCCACGGGUGCCAGCGCGACCUAAACUUCCAUCCGAUGUCUUGGUAGGAAGCCAACUGAAUGCGCUAUGCAAGCAUAGAAACAAGCUGGUGGCCAUGGCGAUCGGGUUGCAAGGAAAUGAGGAGACACUGGCAAAUAUUGGGCCUCCCGGUGGGGUCUCAGUGUUUGGCCGAAGCAAAGGAUCCAAGAGGUCCAGAUCAAAGUCCAAGCCAGAGAGAGCUGUUGACUUCCAGCCACAGAAUCUGUCAGCAUCACAGGUCUUGGCACUACAAGGUGGACACGUGCAUCAGAUUCCGGGCUUUGCAAACUUCAUGCCAUCUUUGAAGUCUGUUCCAUUUGAACACCAGUUGCAGCAGCACUCCAUUGAAUCUCAACAGCGUCAAAUCCAAAUGCAUCUCCUGCAGAUGCAGCACCAGGAUCUCAUGCAGCAGCACCAGCAGAUGCAGCACCAGCUCCACCACCAGCAUCGACAGACCCCCAUGCAAAGAAGGAGUCAAGAGGUUGAGUCAUUACAUUCACCCGUUGAACAGUAUUCUUUAGAACAAAGGUCAGGAAAAAGGCUUCAUUCCAGCCCACCAUCAUCAUGCCCAAAGAGGCCUCCCUCCAACAGUGGCAGCGCAGGAUCACAGAGUGCUCCCACUUCUGCAAGUCCCCACAGUACCACUCCAAGAUGCAGUAAAAGUCCAAGGUUAAGUAGUGAACUUACGUCUCCGAGCUCAAAAGAAAGGCAACCUCUUCAUGGCCACAGUUUACUGCCACUCCCUUUUCAUGGGGAGACACACCAGCUCAUCGUAGAUGGGCAAACUCUUGCCAUCCAUCCCGAUGCAUGUGCGCCUAGUGUAAUACCAUUACUCAGCAAUAUGUACCAUGCUCAAAACAGGGCUUCCUUAAAUGCUGCCAAUGUAAGUAAUAGCCAAGCUUUGUUUGCAAACCACAAUGACGAAGUCUUCUUUAUGCAAGAUGGGUCCAGGAAGGGCCCCUCCAGAACUGUUCAUGAUUCUGUGGAAGUCCCUACUUGUCAGGCAGAGGACACAAAUAAACUGGAAAGUAAAUCUCCCGUCAGAAAUUUGAAAGAUAACACCCCUUCACCAAUAAUCAACAAACCCGUCACUAUGCAUUCUACAAAACCGGAUAAGAAACCUACAGUAGGCAAUAUGACGCUACAACAAAUAUUUAAACAGUCUCUAGAAGGAAGUGCCUUUCCAGCGAGUAGUUUGCUGUCAGCUGCAGCCAGAGCUCAGCUUGCAAAGCAGCCUCAAUCACCCGAUAGUCCCUCACCCCACCAUGCUGGUGACCUCAUGUCUGGCAUGGGUCUAUUCAAUAAAAUGUCAUCUAACUUAACAUCCAAAGACACUAAACUUGAGUUGGCUGCUUUGCCCAGUAAUAAAGGUUCACAGUUCAGUGCAAGCAGAAAACAUGUAGCAAAGUCAACAAAUAUAGAUGUUGUUCAUUCAUCUGAAAUGAAUGUCAAAGGCACCGCAUCAGCGCCCCAACAGACAGACGAGUCCCCAAUCCAGUGCCUGGAGAAUGCUGUACAGAACCUAAAAGAUCAUCCUAGUACAUUGAAGCCAGCUGUAUCAGCUGUAGAUGUUUUCUCUCCAGAGGUCACACAGGAUAGCUCUGCCUGUAGAAAAAGGCUGAGCACUGAUGCUGAAGAAACUAUGGAAAAAAGUGUCAAAAGACAGAGAUUACAGAGUAGCGAUUCUGUUGGAUCUCAGACAAAACAGUCAGAAGCUGCAAUGUCAACUCACCAAGUGCCUGCAAUAAACUCAGACAAACCCUUAUCAAUGCACCAUCAUGAUACAACCAAGGUAACAGGCUCCUACAAUGUCGUCUGUUCCACUGGAAAAGCAACAAGUUCCAGCAAGCAUCCAACUGCAGAAAAUGCAGAAUUGGCAAGAUGGCAGCAGCAGCAGCAAGAGUGGUAUGCCAACAUGCUCAGAGUAAAACAACAUCAUGAGUCUGGAAAUAUGCCUGUUGAACAUUUCCCUCCAGGAUCUCAGGUGAGACCUCCUCAAAUAAGAUCUAGAGGUCUCCAGGAGCUCCAGUAUAUUGCCAUGGGAGGCAAUCCUCCUCCCAGGAUGCAAACUAUGCAGCAACACCCCCAUGUGGGCCAUAUGCACAGAUUUCCAAAUCAUUUUACGAAUCCACAGUUCAACCCUCAUCAGGCCAAUAUGAUGCAUCAUAUUCACAGGAUGCAGAUGCCUUUUAGAAUGGAUCAUCCUGUGGACCCAUUAGAUCCUAAUAUUGCUCAAAAUCCAAGUAUGUGUAAUAGUAACAUCCUGCAGUCAAUGCUCCAACAGCAGCAGCAGCUUCAGCAAUUGGGCAUGCUUCCACCUGGCAAUUUCCAACACCCCGUACAUCACAUAAGUCCUGUCCAUCAUUUGGACCCCUCUCAGCAUAUACCGGUAGCACAAGCAGAUGUGCCAAGUCUGCCUCAGGCUCAUGUUCAUGGACAAGACACCACUAAUCCAGGAGCAAUGCCACAGCACAAGAAGGGUGCCAAACCAGUCAGGGGUGCAAGCACUUCAACAAGCACUGCACUGACAUGUACGGUGGACAUAGAUGAUGAAGAACCCAAGGAUGCAGCCUAUUGGGUAAAGGCUGCAUCCAAAUCAGGGGGAGUGAAGAAGGUCAAAGACAUACUGGCUAUGACAAGGUCUUUGCAGAAGCACAACAGUGAAGCAGGACAGGUUGAGGCAAUCUUCCAGGCAGUCUUGGAUUCUGCAAGUGGUGGCAUGAAAGUAAUCAUCAAAGAGGGGACUCGAUCACAGGAGGGAGUGCAGUCAGGGAGUGCAGACAAUAAUCAAGAGAAAGAAACGGAUGCCCCUCCAAAAGCUGCUAUUGAAUCUACAGAUAGAUCAGAUUCCAUGUGUGAAGUAUCUGAACAGAGCUCUGUUUCCCCUUCUCCAGCACAACAAAAUGCAGUUGAACCUGAUUUUGAGGUUCAAGAUGAAUCCUCAGAUGACUUACUUAAUGCUGAUGCAGUAGAGAGGCCAUGUGGAGAAUCUUUGGAUCAAACAUCAGAGCUAGACAUACCUACAUCACAAGAUGAUUUUAGAAAGGCACAGAAUCUUUCUGAACUUUCAGUAACACAGAUGGAAUCAAACCCAGACACUGCUAUCUUAAAGACUCAAGAUUUGGAAUCAGUGUCUUUGGAUGGGGAUGAAAUCCCAUGUCCUACACGGUCUGAAGGGGAUCACAUGGCAAGUCCAAUUCAUGAUGAAACAGAAUUAGAGCCAGAGGGUUCUUCUAAAGUGCCCCACCAAGACAAUGUGCAGGUGAUUACUUGUGACAAGAUGUACACAGAAGGUCAUGGUUUAGGCAGUGAUGAGAUAUCUGAGUGGGUGUCUCCACCAGUGGAAGACACAUGCACAGUCUCUGAUCAAGUCCAAUCCAUAACAUCAACAGACCAACCAAUAGAAUUUCCAGAUAGCCCACAGCCAGCAAUUUGUCAAAGUACUAAACUUUCUGGUGAACACAAAAGGAAGAGUACUGACAUCAAAGAUUCUAAAAGUGAUGAUGACGAGCUCCAGGAACACGUAUCUCUUUCAUUUGAUUUGAGUGAAGAUGAGUCUAAGGUGCAAAGUGAUGUUAAAGAUGGAGAAGAAGAUCCACCACAGGAUCAAUUGUUGGAACAUGCUGGGGAAGUGAGAACUGUCUUAAAUGAACAUGGCUGCAGUGUACAUGAAAUAGAACCAAAUGCAAAUUAUCCGGAAAAUCCUACAAGUGACACUAUUGGAAAAAUGGAUAUGGAAGACAUAUCAGAUGGUAGUUAUGACAUGGCUUCACUUGAUGAAGAAAAUACUGACCCUCCUCAGACGGAUCAAAGAGAAACUGUGGUUGAUCAAGUCAAGGAGGUACAAUCAACAGGUGGUCAAAGCCAUACCUGUGAAUUAAAGGGCAAUGUAGGUACACAUCCACCUUUAGUAGCUGGGGGAAAAGACAGCAGUGAUGUUAUUGUGGAUCUACUAAAAGAAGAAAAAAGCCCACAUACUUCAAGUAGCUUACCUCCAUCAGAUCCCCAGGUUGACACAGCCAAAAGCUCAGUCAAGGACCAGAGGGUGGAUGAAACUGCUGUUAAGUUUUCACAAGAAAUCACCUCAGUGCAACAUAGCAAUGACACUGGCAAUGACAUUACAGUACUUGUCUCUGGAGACAUGGUGGCAGGUUCUGACAUGGAUUAUACAGGUGAAGUGAUGGAGUCCAAAGAGCUGAAUUCAUCACCAGACACGGAAGUGGAGAGACAAGGGAAACCUGUCACAGUUCAGGAGCAUGAACAAAUGGAUACAGAUGCACCUGUUGUCAGUCAAAUUGUUCAACAAGAACAGGCAUUAGACUUUCAACCAAUAGACAGUAACAUAAAACAUCAUGUAGUAAUGGACAAUCAACCAUUGGAUUCUACAGUGGAUAGUGAAGUAAUCCAAAAUAAUCCACUAGCUGGUAACAUACCAAUUGAACAAGAUGCCAUUAAUCACAAUCAACUUGUGGAUCAGGAUUCCAUGUUAGGUAGUAAAGUAUCUGCACAGAAACAACAAGUUGAAGGCAAACCAGGGAGUUCAGAACCUGUCAUACAGGCAGAUCAACAGGAUGCUGCAAGAGAUAGUGAGGUAGUUACACAAGGCCAGUCGAUUGACAGUGAAUCAAUGAAACAGGAUCCUAAUGAAGAUGACCUACCAAGGAAACAGGAUUCUACUGAAGAAGACCUAUCAAUGACACAGGUUCCUACUGAAGAUGGCCUACCAAUGAAUCAGGAUCCUACUGAAGAAGACCUACCAAUGAAACAGGAUCUUACUGAAGAAGACCUAUCAAUGAAUCAGGAUCCUAAUGAAGAUGACCUACCAAUGAAACAGGAUCUUACUGCAGAAGACCUAUCAAUGAAACAGGAUCCUAAUGAAGAUGACCUACCAAUGAAACAGGAUCUUACUGCAGAAGACCUAUCAAUGAAUCAGGAUCCUAAUGAAGAUGACCUAUCAAUGAAACAGGAUUCUACUGAAGAAGACCUAUCAGUGACACAGUUUCCUACUGAAGAUGGCCUACCAAUGAUUCAGGAUCCUUCUGAACAAGUCCUACCAAUGAAACAGGAUCUUACUGAAGAAGACCUACCAAUGAAACAGGAUCCUAAUGGAGAUCUACCAAUGAAACCGGAUUCUACUGAAGACCUACCAAUGAAACAGGAUCCUACUGAAGAAGACCUACCAAUGAAACAGGUUCCUACUGAGAAAGACCUACCAAUGAAACAGGAUACUAAUGAAGAAGACCUACCACUGAAACAGGAUCCUAUCGAAGGAGAGCUAUCACUGAAACAGGAUCCUAUCGAAGGAGAGCUAUCAAUGAAACAGGAUUCUACUGAAGAUGAACUACCUACAUGUAUGACAAAGGAUCCUACUGAAGAAGAUCUACCAAUGAAACAGGAUCCUACUGAAGAAGACCAACCAAUGAAACGGGAUCCUAAUGAAGGAGACAUAUCGAUGAAACAGGAUCCUACUGAAGGAGACAUAUCGAUGGAACAGGAUUCUAGUGAAUAUGACCUACCAAUAAAUCAGAAUCCAGAUGAAGAUGACCAACUAAUGACACAGAAUCUUAAUGCAGAUCAACCAAUAAAACAGGAUUCAAAUGAAGAUGACCUACCAAUACCAAUGACACUAGAUCCAACUGAAGAUAACCUACCAAUAAAGCAGGAUACUGAUGAAGAAGACCUACCAAUGAAACAGGAUCUUACUGAAGAUGACCACCCUAUAAAACAGGACUCUAAUGAUGAUCAACCAACAAAACAUGUUCCUACUGAAGAAGACCAACCAAUAAAGAAAGAUCCUAUUGAAGAUGAACAAUCAGUGUCAAAGGAUUCUAAUAAAAAUGACCUACCAAUGAAACAGGAUACAAAUGAAGGUCAACCAAUGAAAUUGAAUCUUACUGAAGAUGACUGGCCUAUAAAACAUGGCUCUAAUGAAGACGACCAACCGAUGAAACAGGAUCCUACUGAAGAAGACCAACCAAUGAAACGGGAUUCCAAUGAAGAAGACGAACCAGUGAAACAGGAUCCCAUUAAAGAACACCAACAAAUGAGAAAAAAUUCUAAUGAAGAACACCAACCAAUGAAACAGGACCCCACUACCUCAUUAGACAGUGAACAGCAAAUGGACACGGAGCCUGUUCAGCAAGACCUUGAGAAUGUGAACCAUCCAGUGACACAAGAUCCAGUGGUAGAUAAUGAACAAGUGCAACAAGAUAAACCAGUAAAUCAAGACAACAAAAUGGAUGAUAACACAAUGGACUUUGGCUCACAGCCAAUGGAUAUUCAACCAGUAAAACAGUUUCAAUGUUUGGAUAAUGAGCCUUUGGAACAAGAUCACACUGUGGCUGAUGAAGAGGUAGAACACGAUCUGUCUGUUAGCAAAGGAGCAGUGGAACAAAUGCAUCAAAUGGACUUUGAUCAAGUAAAACAAGAUCAGGAUUCCUCAGUGGAGAGUGAACCAGUCACACAAGAUCAGUUAAGUGAACUAAUGAAAGAAGUGGCAAGCACUGAAGAGUCAGUGAAGCAAUGUCAUUCGGAUAACAGUGAAUCAUUGAGGUUAGAUCAUUUAGAAAACCUUGAAAUAGAGGAGAAAUUUGCAGACAGGAAAACAGUGAAACAACAUGUAGUGGAUAUCUGUGAUAAUGGCAGCUCAAAAAUCAGCGAAGCAGUGUAUGUUGAUCUCGUGACCAGUUCAUCUUUUAAGCAAGAUCAUGUGGUUAAACACGAGUCAGAUGAACAAGAGAAGUUGACCUCAGUGGACCAUGGGACAACUGAUGAAGUUCACGUAGGUAGCAAUGAACAAUUCACACAGCAGGACACAGAUAUGCCAGAUGAUACAGAAAAGAGUGAACCAGUGAAGAAAGAUUGUUUUGCUCACAUAAAUCUAAUGGGACAAGAUGCGCAGAAAACCACUGAGCUCAAGGUACAGAGUCUCCCGGGAAAAGCUGAAACAUCAAAACAAAGUGAAGACCCACAUAAUCAAACAGUUGAUUGUGAACCAGUGUUUGGAGAUCAGCUGAUUGACGGUGAAGCACUGAAAGAAGAUAAGACUGAGCUAGUGCAGGAGGAUAAUGUGGACAAAAGUCUUGUUUGUAUGAGGCCUGAUUCUUCAAGGGAAGAUAGAGACUUGAGACCCUCUCAAGUAAUAGAGGUGACUACCUGUAUUAACAAAACUCUGUCCAGUGACCAAGAUGAAGAAAGUCCUGAUAAAUCAAGUAGCAAUAUGUCUUUAGCCAAACUGGAGAACACUUUGUCAUAUUCAAAUAACCCUUUUGAUGGGUUGCAUACUGUUGAAACGCAGUCACUAGAAACACAAGAUGCAGAUCUGGCUUCAGAAAGGACUCCUGAACAGGACCAUAUCCCAUCUGGAGCACUCUUAGGAAUCCAAAACGUGCCAGAAAGUGAAUGUUUCAUGCCUCCUGAAGGUGAUUCACACCACCCUGCUGCUGACUCUGAGGCAGAAGAAAGUACUGUACCAGAUACACAAUGUCCCAGUGAGGGCCUGGAACACAACCUGCCUGUUUGUAGCAGUGUACAAAGAUUAACAGAGAAGUCAACUUUGGUACAGGCGAAUAUCUCAUCUGAAGCUCCCUUGGAAAACCUGGCCUCCAGCGAAUCCAGAUCUGAGAGUUCACCAGUAAUUGUAAAUGGACCACCAUAUGUCAAUGUGGAUCCUCCUGGCGAGGAACCUGCUCCUGAAACUACAAGCCAAACUGAAAUGACAGCAGCUUCUGGGCAACAUUCUCUUUCUGAAACUCCAAAGGAGUCUCCAAGCCCACAGGGCUCAACCCAGCACAGAGAGAGUCCCACCCCUAAUGGAGUACUAGAGUCUGAGCACUUGAAUGACAUUCCCAUGGAUUCUGCAGUGGUUGAGAAUCAGCCAGAUAAACUGACCUAUCAGGGCACCUCUAAAGGAGAGAAGCAGUCCACUUCAGAUGAUGAAAGGGAAAACAGGGAGAACAAACCUCUGACAGACGAGCCACCUGUUCAAGAGAUCUGCACCGUUAAGAGGGAAUCAAACUUGAAAAGGGGUGUCAGUGAUACUCAGAAGGCAGUAUUGAGUGCAAAGGAAGCAGGAUUAAAGAAGGAGAGACUGGUUCAGGAGGCUCCAACUAGAGUAUUACGUGGGAAUGUUCGAGCCGACCCGUCCACAGACUUGACUGCUUCAAUGUUCCCGCGUCAUUUGGAGAUUGGGGACCUAGUGUGGGGACCUAUCAGGGGUUACCCAUCCUGGCCGGGGAAGCUUGUCAGUGAAACGGAGGUCAGAGGUCGCUCCAGGAGGGAAGAAGGAAAGAUGUGGGUUCGUUGGUUUGGAGAUCACAGCUGCUCGCAAGUCGAGCCUGAGAAACUGAAAACUCUGUCCGAGGGGCUAGAGGCCCACCACAGUGCCAGGCAGAGCUAUAGAAGCAGAGGGCGCAGGAUGAACAGCACAUUAGAGGCAGCCAUCCAAGAGGCCAUGAAUGAACUGGACAAGAAAAUGGAACAAGCAAAAGGAACCAAGUCCAAAUCAGUGCCUAAGUCAUCACGACCCAAAACCAGAUGCAAGAGAUUAAGGUGAUCCUGUCUGUGUAUGAUAUUUAUUGUUAUUUAGUUAUAUCUUCAAUAACUUAAGUUUGAUCAAGUAAAGCAAAGAAUAUGUACAUGUAUAUAUAUUUAUAUAACAAGGAUAUUAAUUAAACAUGUGAAAGGGCAAAAUAAGGUAAUCUAUUACCGGCAGUUUUUGCUUCUGGGGUGUGUCAAAACUUGUAAUGUCUUGGAACACCGCCUAUCCAACUUGGAAACACGCUGUUUCCUCUGAGAACAAGAGCAUUCAGAAGCCUGGUGCUCUUAAAAGUCUGGUCUGUCUCUGGCAUAUAAAAUGCGUUAAGAACAUGGCCCGUUUUUCAUUUUAAAAAAAUGCCUUGUUCCCAAAAGAGUUGGUUAUAAUAGAACAGGCAUAUUUGGAAAUUUAAGGCAUCUUAAAAACAGAGCUUUGCAUCAAUAGUGCACAUAUCUUUUCAAAACUUUUUAGGCUACAAAAUAGCACUGAUAUUUUGACAAUGUACCAUAACUUUCACAUCAGAAUAACAGUAGUUUUGACAUUUGUAAACGAUGAUAGACAAUUUUAUAAAUCUUUGUUUUCAAGAAAAGAUGGUAAAACAAAUACGAAAAAUUCGACCUUUGACAUUAGAAGAGGACUACCUUUCAUUACAGUCUUAUUGCUGGUUUACAAGCAAUGGUUAUUGCAAGUGAUUUUUACUUUAUUUGACUCUUAAAAUAUAUAUGUUUUUUCAAUGUUCAAACAUCUUAACCUGAAUCCAUUGAUAUAGUGUCCAUGUUACAUUCUCAAUCAAGUUUUCCUGGAAAUAUUCUGAAAAUGUCCGAACGCUUUGAAACAUUUUAAAGCAAUCAGAAAAGUCUCUCAAACAAAACGAUAACAAAUUUGUCAGAUACUCAAUCUGACAAAUGGUCAAUAUACAAAUGUAAUGAUGUAUAAUCAUCUGCUCAAUCUUUGCUUGUACUGUAAGUUAUUCAAUGUAGAGUUACCUAUUAAAGGUAAUGGACACUAUAUGCAAAUAUUUAAAAAGGAAACUGUCAAAAUAUUGUAAAAUAUCCUGAUUGAUUGUAAGUAGAUAAUAGGAUCAAGCAUCCUGUAAAAUUGUUGCGCCUAAUAUGCUGUCAUUUUUCGGGAAAAGAGGAAUAACAUGUACCAUCAUUUGCUCGAGAUGGUAAGGACCAAACCAUCACGCUUUCAGUGGAAACUAUAUGCUUUGCGUUGAGCAAAAACGAAGAUGCAUUUUCACAGUUUUUCAAAGAGUAUAAUAUCUACAGGUCAGUUUUUUAAUAUUCUACUUCAGAUUUAUUGUAUUGCAAAUGGUGUUAGCUUAGAAUGCCAUGUUUUGUGUCCAUUACCUUUAAUACAAACUCUCUUACAACAAAACUCUGGUGCUUAUGUGGAUAUACCAAACAUUUGAGUAGGUCCGACAGAGUUCGCAUUAACAUGUGUUGACUAAAUAAUAAGUACAUUUGACUCUGCACACAAUAACGCCUUCAACAUCGACAAAGAAAGAGUCAGGCAGACUCUCGACUCCUAUUAACACUGUAGGCAAGGAAUGUGCGUGAAAUUACAUGAAUCGUCUGUACUUCAAACAAUAGGUGCAUAAACAAAUGAACAAGUGCGCACACACAGCAUGUCUAUGCUGAGUCAGAAUUGCCCAACUGGGCAUUUGCCGCCCGGAUCCUUUUUCAGCUCAGUUUGUUUUAAAAUCUUUUCAUAUAUCUAAUUUAUUCCUCUCUUUUUUUUUAAAUUCACAUAAUUUUGGCAGUUUAUUUUUGUGAAUAAGUAAUCAUGCACCAUCAUCAAAAUGGUGUAUAAUUUUGUAUGUAAAUAAAAGUUAUCGUGGUGGGGAUUUUGUUCAAUUAUUUGCUAUUUGCAAGAUACAUUUCUGAAAAUGUUAAUUCGUUGCAGUGUUUUUAAAUUUUUGGUUUUUGUUUGUUUUUUUGGUUUUGGUUUUUAUUUACUUUCAGUUCCCCAGUGCAAUAGAAUAUCAAAUUUAGAAACACAAGUAUGUUUAAAUCAGUGUGGAAUUGCUUCAAACAAGAGUAGAAUCAUGUUUUGUAAGAAAGGAUAUACAUUGCACAGUCCAGGGUCGUGUAAUUAUAGCCUAUUCUUGUAGUAAGGUUGCCAUACCAUUGGACUCUCAUUAGUUUAUAUUAUCCAGUAGGAGUGACAUCAAGUAGAUGUCUUACUGCAAAGCUUUGAGGGAAGGAUUGCUCACUGGAACAAGAACUUCAGAUCACUUCUUUGUAGGCAUCUUAAGAGGCAAAUAAUUUAAUCAUAGGGAAAAUGCGACAAAUGACUGUGUGCCCGUGAUGCUGGACAACUGCAUUGCUUAUGCUAUGUUUUUAUCAUGCCAGGCUAGUACAUGUAUAUUGAUUUCAGUCCAAGUUACGUUCGUAUUUAAAUAAAACAGUUGCCAAAUGUUAGAUAUGAAUGUUCUAGUUCUUAAACUUUUUCAAAACAAUAAUCAGUUAAAUCUUGACACGUUUUUACAUGAUUUAUGAGCCGUACUUUUGCUUAAGGAAUUAAGCUUGUGCUAAGUUUGUUGUAAUUGUUAUGUUGUUGCUUUCCAAAAUGUUUAAUUAUCUUUUUGGUGCUAGUGAUUUGCGAUGGUCAUAUGUUGUUUUUUUCCCGAAAGUGAAUAUUCUAAUAAUCUUUCAUCGGCUGUACCAAACAUAAUUUCUGUUUUUGCAAUUCAAAAGAAAUAUCCCUUUUAUGUUUUAUGUUUCUCUUUUUUCUGUUUUGAUCUUUAUUAUUUUUCCAUAAAUUUGUAAAAGCUUUAUAUGUUGCAUGAUCUAUUUAAACGUUGAAGUAGUUAAUAGUUUAUUUCCAUUUCCCAAAGAUAUUUAUCAUGAUCCAGCACCAUUAUUUUAGCAGACUUGAUUCACGGACUAAUUUAAAUUUAUCCGGGUUGUUGCUUGGCCCACCAGAACUUUUCUAGGACCCGAACCCUACCUGCUCAUGUGUUAGUUUUUGUUCCUAGGAAGUUCUUUUUCUGGUUCUUGUUCAGUCGGUAAAAUUCACUCAAGAAUAUCACACUAACUAUACAUCAAAAGUGUCUUAAUUAUUUUAGUUGUGAAUUUUGGCAUGUAAUACGUAUACAUCUACUACUGUUUUGGUUUCAACAUUUAUUUGUAUUUUAAAGCAUAAAUUUAAUUUUGGCAAGCCUUGGGUGUUCAGUUCAAACCAUUAGGCCAAUAUGCAAACAUGAAAAGUGAAUCAUAAGAAUCAGUGAAUUUAUAGCACAAUGUAAAUAAAUGGGCAUUAGUUCAAUGCAUCCCCUCCUUAUACUUGAAUUGACAAGAUUAUGCACUCAACAUUUUACUAGUUUGUCAAUUCUGAAAUUUGUUCGAAAUUUGUAAUCAUGUAUCCUUGAGGAGCACUGUGAAGUCCCUCAAGCAUUCUUGAUUAUACCCUACUAUUAAACUCGUGUAGAGUGGAUCUCCCGCAGCUGAGUGGUAUAAAUGUCUGUGUAUUGUAUGUAUAUAGAGUGUACAGAGUUAUGUACAGACAGCGUUUAUGUAAAUUGUAUUCAGACAGCUUGUAUAGUAUACCAUGAUAAAUUUUGUGCGAAAAGAUUGAAGUUUAAGAAAAUGACGAUAGUACACUAGACUUGUACUCUGGUGUAAGACAAAAGUGUAAUGUUUAAAAUAGAGUCGCACUGGCUUUUACACCAGUGAAGAGGGAAAACUGUUUAAUUUUAAACAACUUUUAAAUUUAUAAAUAUUUUGUCUUGCAACUUUGUGAUUUUUCAUUCUUCUUAUUGACAGGUUUAUUGUAGCAUAGAGCCUUUCCCUCUGGUUCCUUUAUUUAAAAAAAACAAUAAAAAAAAUUAAUAUUAUGAAACAUA
Patiria miniata (bat star) is the source of this 13035-nucleotide messenger RNA. RefSeq lists its product as uncharacterized. The record is from RefSeq and is a predicted model, not a curated record. Gene Ontology annotation, molecular function: DNA binding; chromatin binding. The transcript is spliced from 8 exons. NCBI's taxonomy places the organism in Eukaryota, Metazoa, Echinodermata, Asteroidea, Valvatida, Asterinidae. Bases 387 to 9203 code for a protein of 2938 amino acids. Gene Ontology annotation, cellular component: nucleus; chromocenter.